Molecule: messenger RNA, 2148 nt
Organism: Microthlaspi erraticum
Lineage: Eukaryota; Viridiplantae; Streptophyta; Magnoliopsida; Brassicales; Brassicaceae
Source: the annotation of a GenBank genome assembly
AUGAUGAAGCAUUGCCUUGAGCAGCACGCGAGGCAUAUUCUCGCUCACGGUAGCAGGAAUCGAUUCUUCUCCUCCUACACAACCAGAACGUUAUCGUCUCUGGCGACGAACCAAACUCUGCAGAGUCGUAUCGAGUCGGCGAUACAUCAGAAAGCAGAUAUCAGUACGGCGCUUGAACAAUGGCGAAAACAAGAAGGCAAUCAAUCGAAUCCUUCGCUUGUGAGAGGUAUCGUCGAGAAGCUUCGCGACUCCCAGAAAUUUCGCCAUGCCCUAGAGGUAUCAGACUGGAUGAUAAAACAAAACAUCUGCAAGCUCGUCCCGGAAGAUUUCGCAGCUAGGUUUCAUCUGAUCGAGAAAGUUUUAGGUUUGGAAGAAGCAGAGAAGUUCUUCGAGAGCGUCCCGAAGAAUCUGAGAGGCGAGUCCAUCUACACCGCUCUGUUAAACAGCUACGAGAAACGUUCAGGAAGAGAAGCUUUAGAUAAAGCAGAAUCUACUUUCAAGAAGAUGAAGGAGCUAGGUUUGUUGUUGAGAUCGUCACCGUACAACUCGAUGACGUCGCUCUACAGCUCUUUUGAAAAAAUUGAUAAGGUCGAUGAGAUUCUGCUAGAGAUGAAGGAGAGCGAGAUUGAGUAUGAUAGUGUCACAGUGAACAACGCUUUGAGAGUGUACGCUGCUGUGUCUGACAUCAAGACAAUGGAGAAGUUUCUUGCUGAUUGGGAAGAGAAGGCAACGAUUGAGUGGCGCACAAGACUCGACAUGGCAAAGGCUUAUCUGAGAGAUGGUUCAAAGGAAAAGGCGAAAGAGAUGCUUAUCAAAACAGAGGAACUGAAGGAUCAUACAAACCUCUAUGAGGAACUCAUGAAGAUAUAUGGUGAAGUGGGAGAGAGAGAAGAUGUUUACCGUAUAUGGAACCUUUACAAGAAGACAAGAGAGCAGAGCAACGAAGGGUUUAUUGCUUUGAUUGAAUCUCUCUUGAAGCUUGAUGAUGUAGAAGGAGCAGAGGAGAUUUACAACAAUGAAUGGGAGCGGUCUGGUCUUGAGUUCGACGUCCGACUCCCAGUAAUGCUGGCGAAUGGUUACCGUGAAAAGGGGAUGGUGGAGAAGGCAGAUGAGCUGCUGAACAAGAAGACUAUGAGGAACAUACGAUUGGUUAGACCAGUCACACCGCUGCUGCAAGAACUGGGAGCAAAAGGGAAGGUCUCAGACUUGAGAGACCUCAUCAAGAGUCUUAUUGAUUCACAUCAGUUUUCUAAAGCACUUGAGGCAACCAAGUGGGUGGAUGAAAGAAGAAUGUUUAAUCUUGUUCCAGAAGAUUAUGUAGUGAGGCUUCAUGUGAUUGAGAAGGUGUUGGGUUUGGAAGAAGCAGAGAAGUAUUUCGAAACAAGCAUCCCGGAGAAGAUGAAGGAUUGCUCCGUCUACUUGACACUCUUAAACUGUUACACGAGAUCUCACAAAACCCUAAACAAGGCCGAGGCCGUUUUCGAGGUGAUGGAGGGUCUAGGGUUUCUCUCAAAACUCUCCCCGUUCAACUCCAUGAUAUCACUCUACAGUCAGCUAGGAAGAAGAAGUGAGGUCGAGAAUCUUGUGAAGAAGAUGAAGGAGAGGAACGUAGAGCCUGAUAGUGUCACGUUAAACAACGUUUUGAGGUUAUACGCAGAAGAAACAGACAUUGAGGCGAUGGAGAAGUACAAGAUUGAUGAUGCUGAUAAGCUUGAAGUGAGGACGACGGUUGCGAUGGGAAAGGCUUACGAGAGAGAAGGGAUGCUAACAAAGGCGAUAGAGAUAACAAGGAGUAAAAAAGAAGCUCACCGUCUGUGGAACGAGUACAAGAAGAAACCUGAAAGGGAAGAGAGUGAAAGAGAGAUGAUUAGCUCUUUGUUGAAGCUAGGCGAUGUAAAAGGAGCAGAGGAGGUCUAUGGAGAGUGGGAACCAGAAGGACCAAAGUUGGAUGCUCGAAUACCGGGUUUGCUCAUCUCUCGUUAUUACGAGGAGAACGAUGAAAAGAAGGUAAGAGAGGUGGUGGAUUCGAUUAGGAAGAUGCGGAAGCGGAUGCAUGUUAACAUGUUCACGCAAGGUUUGGUCGAUAUUGGACCCUCGGUGGUCUUUCUUGGGGCAGUUAUGGCCUUUGGUUAUAAGUUUGUAUUCUAA